Molecule: messenger RNA, 794 nt
Organism: Acyrthosiphon pisum (pea aphid)
Lineage: Eukaryota; Metazoa; Arthropoda; Insecta; Hemiptera; Aphididae
Exons: 2
Coding region: 260-676 (138 amino acids)
Source: RefSeq, a predicted model, not a curated record
CUAAAAUUUGAACUAAUAAAUAUUUUUCAAUAUUUGAGUUGCCUUACUCACAUUAUAACUUAACCAGAGUUAAGUGGGUUGGUGUUUUAUAGAUUGUUUAAAAGCUAAGGAUUUAUAUAUAAAAAAGAGUUUAUUAUAUUCCCUAGUGGAUUUUAUAAAAAUAAUAGUUUUCAGGUUAAUCUGUUCUGGCACAUUACAAAACUUUCAAUAUUAAGUUUAAAUCGUCUAAUAGAUAAGUAAAAAAACUAUUUUGUUUCAGAUGAAUGAGUUGGUAUUUAAUUACAUAAUUAAUGAAAUGAGACCUCUGAUUACAUGCGAAAAACGUAGCUUUCGAGAAUUAAUCAUGGGACUUACUGGCAUUAAAGAUACUUCUAUUUUACCAAACAGAAUUCAAAUCAAAGCUCAAUUAAAAUCCAGAUAUGCAUUAUAUGUGCAAAUGAUAACAGAUUUAAUACAAAAUCAUAAUUAUAUUUGUACAACUGCAGACAUUUGGAGCUCAAAUAAUAAAAGCUUUAUGGGUAUGACGUGCCUAUAUAGUGUUUUAGAAGAUUAUCCCAUAGUUAAACAAGUGUUCUUAAAAUACAACACAACUAUUCCGUCUUCAGCUCCAGUGGAACGACUGUUUAGUGGAGCAAUCCAAGUAUUAACACACAGGAGAAAUCGUCUAGAGUCCUAGACUCUAGGAGACAAAACGUUUGAGAUGUUACUAUGUUGCAAGUCAAAGAACUAAACAAGCGACAUAUCAUUAUAAUUUAUUUGUUUAACAAUUAAAAUAUUAUUAGUGUUUAUAUUUG